Messenger RNA from Striga hermonthica, 1440 nucleotides. NCBI's taxonomy places the organism in Eukaryota, Viridiplantae, Streptophyta, Magnoliopsida, Lamiales, Orobanchaceae. The record is from the annotation of a GenBank genome assembly.
AUGGAAGAGAAUUUGGUGAAGAGGUUGGAAGCCGCGGUGGCUCGCCUGGAGGCGCUCUCUGCUGGGGGAAUCGCGCGGAGCUUCCCGGCGGAGGACGGCGGCGAUUCGUUCGCGGCGGAUCCGUCGAUCGUGGCGUUCGACGAUCUGAUUUCCCAGCACGUCAAUCGAGUCACGAGCGCCGCGGAGAAGAUCGGGGGACAGGUUCUGGACGUGUCUAAGGUCAUCGCUGAAGCUUUUGAUGUGCAGAAGGAGCUUCUGAUCAAAAUCAAGCAAACUCAGAAACCUGAUAAUCCAGGUUUGGUGGAAUUUCUUAAGCCGUUGAAUGAUGUGAUGGCAAAAGCUUCUGCGUUGGCUGAGGGAAGACGAACAGAUUAUUUUCUUCACGUAAAGACUGGUGCAGAUAGUUUGGCUGCUUUGGCAUGGAUUGCUUUCUCGGGGAAAGGCUGUGGUAUGAGCAUGCCCACUGCACAUGUGGAGGAAAGUUGGCAGAUGGCGGAGUUUUACUGUAACAAGAUUCUUGUGGAGUAUAGAAACAAAGAUGCAAAUCACGUCGAGUGGGCAAGGUCUCUAAAAGAGCUCUAUCUACCUGGCUUGAGGGACUACGUGAAGAGUCACUAUCCGCUGGGCCCUGUGUGGAAUGCCACGGGCAAAAUAGCAGGAUCUACCCAAGCAGUCACAGAUCCCACUCCCAAAGCUGCUCCCGGUGCCCCCGCCCCUCCACCCCCACCAGCAGCUUCACUCUUUAGCUCUGAAACAAAUCAGCCUUCAUCAUCACGGCCCAGGGAAGGCAUGUCUGCUGUCUUCCAGGAAAUUAGCUCUGGAAAACCGGUUACUGCUGGAUUGAGGAAAGUCACGGAUGAUAUGAAGACCAAGAACCGUGCAGACAGAUCUGGCAUGGUUACUGUUUCUGAGAAGGAAAGUCGUACUAAUUCACCUGCUUUCUCUAAGACAGGUCCACCAAAAUUGGAGCUUCAGAUGGGUCGUAAAUGGGUGGUUGAGAACCAAAUUGGACGAAACAAUUUAGUCAUCGAUGAUUGUGAUGCUAAACAGUCGGUGUACAUCUAUGGAUGCAAAAAUUCAGUUCUCCAGAUCCAUGGCAAGGUAAACAACAUUACGGUUGACAAGUGCACUAAGAUGGGUCUCGUGUUUAAGGAUGUUGUGGCAGCUUGUGAGAUUGUCAAUUCUAGUGGCGUGGAGGUGCAAUGUCAGGGCUCGGCUCCAACAAUUUCAAUAGACAAUACAUCAGGCUGCCAACUAUACUUGAGCAAAGAUGCCUUGGAGGCUUCUAUUACAACUGCAAAGUCAAGUGAAAUCAAUGUCUUGGUACCUGGUUCCAAACCAGAUGAUGAUUGGGUUGAGCAAGCUUUGCCACAACAGUAUGUCCAUGUAUACAAGGAUGGCCAAUUUGUGACGAGCCCCGUGUCUCACUCUGGCGCCUAG